ACAAAUAUGGCGGUGAGGGUUUGAGCUUCACAGUUUAUCCGUGUUUUGGAAUUGUAGAAUGACUGUUUUAGGUCAAUAAGCUUGAUAUUUCUUACAUGCAUACUUGUAUUACCUGCGGUACUUUAGGCGAGAAGCUGUAAAAUGAGCGGCUGGGCUGGCUUUUCUGACGAGGAGUUACGGAAGAUGCAGCAGAAAGACGAGAUGGCCGCUGCGGCUGCCCGGGGAAGGAAACCGGCUCCAGCCAACCGGAGUCGACAGCAGAUACAGCGGGAGAAGGCUCUUCAGAUGACCGCUCAGAAAAACGCGUCUCCUUGCCUUCCACCGGAGCAACAACUCGCCAAACCACUCCCGAAAGAAGAGCCUCGCCCUCGUCCCACAGCCCUGGCAGUACCAGCAGCUCCGGCUAUUAAACAGGAAGUGCAGCCUAAACCAAGCGAGAUAAAGCCGGCUCCAGAAGAGGAGACCCCGGCAGUCAAAGAGCUGGAGAAACAAGAGGUGGCACUACGGGAAAAGACACGUCUGGAGCAACUGCAGCAAGAGCAAAAGCUAAUCGAAGAGAGGAAUAAGCGCAAGAAAGCUCUGCUGACAAAAACUAUCGCUGAGAAGUCCAAACAGACUCAGGCAGAGGCGGUGAAGCUGAAGAGGAUCCAAAAGGAGCUCCAGGCCCUCGAUGACAUGGUGUCCAAUGAUAUCGGCAUCCUAAGAAGCCGGAUAGAACAGGCCAGCUGGGAGUUCUCCAGUGCCAGAAAGCGCUACGAGAAGGCGGAGGUGGAGUACGUGCAGGCCAAGCUGGACCUGCACAAGAAGACGGAGGUGAAGGAGCAGCUGACGGAGCACCUCUGCGCCAUCAUCCAGCAGAACGAGCUGCGCAAAGCCCACAAGCUGGAGGAGCUGAUGCAGCAGCUGCACCUUCAGGCCACCGAGGAAGAGAUGGAGAAGCAGAGAAAAGAGGAGGAGGAGAGAGGAAGCUGUGCGGAGACGCAGAGAACAGAGAAACAAGAAAACUGCUCGCUGGAGAAUCAGGAGGGAACAGUGCAAUCAAGCCAAGACUGUAAGCCCCCAGAGGAGGAGGCUGUGAAGGAGGAGAAGGGAGGUGACGUCCAGCAGGAGCACCACCUGAUGACUGAACCACCAAAGCCCGAACAAGACUGGAAAAAAAUGGAAAACGGUUUUCAGAGUGAAAUUGUGGCCUCCUGAUGCCAAAAAAGACAGAAAACAGGGGUAUUAUUGCACAAACUGCACUGAAGGCAUUCAUUUAAAACACUAAUGCUACCACUUUUUCCAAUGUAUGCUAGAUGUGGAACUCAAUGAUGUAUCACCCAAGGCUGGGUAUCAAACCAACAUCUCUUCCAAAAAUGAUGCUUUUAUGCUACUAAUAUGUCUGCGUAAUACGUUUUGGUGAAGAUGUAAUGUCCGCAUAGGGAGGCGCUCGGAGUGUUUUUCAGGGUUUCUGUCCUCUCUUAAUUAUUAUAUAUAUAAAUGGGUUGAGUUUUGGUUAUUGCAUUUUGAAAAAUUAAGCACGUCCUUUUUCCGUUAUUAACUAAGAGGACAUUUUUAUAGCAGAUCCAUGUUUUGUCAUAUUUAUCCCAUAUGGGCUCAAACGGUGAAUUAGCAAUAACAGUUGAAAAGUUGUUGCAGAUUUGUUUAUUACAAUCAUUUCUUUAUUCUGUUGAUAGGUACUGUAAUGUGGGCUGUAUUGCACAUCUAUCAAAAGUCAUUUGCUUUUGCAGAUUAUCAGUAAAUAUAUUAUGUUUACUACAUCAUAAGGUCCAAAUUUGGCACGAAACGUGCUCAGAUUAAUAAUCAUGUGUACUGAUCAGAUAGUGAUAUAUAUAGCUGCAGCAACUUGGCAACUAAUGGAUUAUUUUAUUGACGGAAAAAUAUUUUACAAUUAUUUUAAUAAUUGUAAAAAUGGCAAUUUGGCCCUUUACUGAGAUUUAUUGCUUUUCUUUUCUUUAUAUCAAGUUUACGUGAAUAGUUUUGGGUUUUGGAUUGACUGAACAAGAAAUGUAAGACCUUUUGAGGAACUGGGAUAGACAUUUAUCAUUUUGUGGCAUUUUAUUGACCCAACAAAUAAUCUAGAUGAUAAUCGGCAGAUUAAACAAAAGGAAAAUAAUGAUAAGAAUUUUUUUGACUACUUUUAUUCAGGCAUAUCAUGGCUUUAUUUAGGCAAUGCAUAACACUUGAGAACUUGGGAGUUCUUUUGUGGGAUAAAAAAAAAAGUAAAUUAUAGAACAUUUUUGAAGACCCCAGCCCAGUGUGUGUACCUGCAGGGCCAGACGGAAUCAUACUCAGCCGCUGAGUAAUUUGGAGUGUCUUGUAACCAUUAUCCUCAGUCGGUUUGCUUUUUAUGUCUAUGCGUCCCAAAAAAAAAAUCUCUCCUUCAAACAUGUGGUUUUACAUCUCUGUGAGCACAGGUUGUAUUCCAAAGUUCUUGGUCGUUGUGGGCGACAGUGAAAGAUGGGUCCCGUUUACUUCCUGGAGAGUCUCAGUUUCAUGCAGAUGGAAAGGAGGUAUGAAUCCAUUUUUAUUCCAAACAUAAACCCUUCUGUCUCAUGUGUUGUAGAUGAACAUGUUAGGCUGGCGCGGGUUCGUGUUUCACAAAGCUAAUUCUGGUCUUGUCAGUGCAGUGGAGGAGCAGCGGGCCUCCUGAAGGGUAAGAUGAUAUCUGCUAAUGUAUGUACAGAUGCUUUCAGCUGCAUGGGAUUCUGCAGUUUACUUUCUCCGGCUGCACAUUGUCGAAAAUAAUAUAUAUGAUAAUAAUCUGAUGUUAAACUUCAAAUAUGUGGGCCUCAGAGCCUGAUUGUAAGCAUUUAAAGUUAUUUAAAUGGGGUAAAUAUUUUAAAAGGUGAUCUUUUACAAAAAUAAAUUCUUUAAAAAUGUA
Eleginops maclovinus (Patagonian blennie) is the source of this 2884-nucleotide messenger RNA. It is a transcript of the gene gorab, whose product is annotated as golgin, rab6-interacting. The transcript is spliced from 5 exons. Gene Ontology annotation, biological process: non-motile cilium assembly. Lineage: Eukaryota; Metazoa; Chordata; Actinopteri; Perciformes; Eleginopidae. The coding region runs from base 142 to 1197 and encodes 351 amino acids. The record is from RefSeq and is a predicted model, not a curated record.